AUGACGGUUGACAGCGCCGAAGCCGUGGCUGGUCCGGCUUCCCCGGCUGGCGUUGCUGGCGUUGAUGCCCCCGAGAAGUUAGCCGCCGCGAUCUCCUCGCUCGAAAUAGCACCGGACGAGCAGCUGCCGUCUGCGGGUACACCCAGUGGCGUUCCCGACGUGGCGACCCCUCCCCACCGGUCGCACGAUCCGCAGUACAACCAAAAGAGGAGCGACCCGUUCCAGUUUGGGUCGCGGUACCUGAACCAGGAGGACGACGUGUUCGAGUUCAAUGCGUGGGACCACGUCGAGACGGACGACACGUACAAAGAGUACGCAGAGCAGCAGUAUGCGAUGCAGCGGCAGGCGCCCGUGUCGGAUUUUGAUAAGACACGUUUCAACUCAGACCCAGCCAAGUGGUGGAAUCUGUUUUACAAGAACAACACGGCCAACUUUUUUAAGGAUCGAAAGUGGCUCCAGCAAGAGUUUCCGAUCUUGGACAAGGUGAUUCAAGAGGACGCCGGACCCGUCACGGUCCUAGAAAUAGGCGCCGGGGCGGGCAACACGGCCUUCCCUGUUCUCGCCCAAAACAAGAACCCGAAACUCAGACUGCAUGCCUGCGACUUCUCCAAGAAGGCGGUUGAGGUGAUGCGCAGCCAUGAGUCAUAUAACCCAGAGGUGAUGCAAGCCGAUGUAUGGGACGUAGCGGGCGAGGAGCUCCCUCCCGGCCUGGAAGAGGGAUCAGUGGACGUGGCGGUCAUGGUGUUCAUCUUCUCUGCACUUUCCCCAUUGCAGUGGCAGAAGGCGGUAGAGAACGUAUACCGCGUGCUCAAGCCUGGUGGCGAGGUCUGCUUCCGUGACUAUGGGAGAGGGGACCUGGCCCAGGUGCGGUUUAAGAAGGGGCGGUACCUUGAAGAGAACUUUUAUGUCCGCGGCGACGGCACGCGUGUCUACUUCUUUGAGAAGGACGAGCUGGCCGAAAUAUGGAGCGGCGAGCCCAGUGGGCUGGCCACCGAGGGCGAACAAAUUGCUGAGGCUGCCCCAACAUCGCAGCCAGCGGUCAGAUUCGGCAUAGAAGAGCUCGGUGUUGAUCGUAGACUGUUGGUGAACCGUGCCAAGAAGCUCAAGAUGUAUCGGUGCUGGAUCCAGGGCCGCUUUAGAAAAAAGUAA
This is a messenger RNA of Dichotomopilus funicola, 1149 nucleotides long. Its product is annotated as S-adenosyl-L-methionine-dependent methyltransferase. The transcript has 3 exons. Lineage: Eukaryota; Fungi; Ascomycota; Sordariomycetes; Sordariales; Chaetomiaceae. The coding region runs from base 1 to 1149 and encodes 382 amino acids. The record is from RefSeq and is a predicted model, not a curated record. Gene Ontology annotation, molecular function: tRNA (cytidine-N3)-methyltransferase activity.